UUCAUCCUAGCAGUUCAAAACCCUCGAAAAAGCUCUAACAAGCAAUCCUUUUCUUUUUCGUUUCUCUCUUGCUGCUUUUCCCUUCAACAAGUGCAAAUCCCGAUCUAGAUCUUUGCAGGCAAAUGGCUGGAAAGGGCGAUGGUCCGGCGAUCGGUAUUGAUCUUGGAACGACGUAUUCGUGCGUAGGCGUUUGGCAGCAUGAUCGGGUCGAGAUCAUUGCAAACGAUCAGGGGAACCGUACGACGCCUUCGUAUGUCGCGUUUACAGACACGGAGCGUCUCAUCGGUGACGCUGCGAAGAAUCAGGUUGCGAUGAACCCAAUUAACACUGUUUUCGAUGCCAAGCGAUUGAUUGGCAGGAGAUUCAGCGAUGCCUCUGUCCAGAGCGACAUGAAGCUCUGGCCCUUCAAGAUCAUUGCAGGCCCUGGCGACAAGCCCAUGAUUGUUGUCCAAUACAAGGGUGAGGAGAAGCAGUUUGCUGCAGAGGAGAUAUCCUCCAUGGUCCUCAUCAAGAUGCGUGAGAUUGCUGAGGCCUACCUCGGUUCCACCAUCAAGAACGCUGUUGUAACUGUCCCUGCCUAUUUCAACGACUCACAGCGUCAGGCCACCAAGGAUGCUGGUGUGAUUGCAGGCCUCAAUGUCAUGCGUAUCAUCAAUGAGCCCACAGCUGCUGCUAUUGCCUAUGGUCUUGACAAGAAGACUUCCAGUGCUGGCGAGAAGAAUGUCCUAAUCUUUGAUCUUGGCGGUGGUACUUUUGAUGUCUCCCUCCUCACCAUUGAAGAGGGUAUCUUUGAGGUGAAGGCCACUGCUGGAGACACCCACCUGGGAGGAGAGGACUUCGACAACCGGAUGGUGAACCACUUCGUCCAGGAAUUCAAGAGGAAGCACAAGAAGGAUAUCAGUGGCAACCCAAGGGCGCUCAGGAGGCUAAGGACAUCGUGCGAGCGGGCUAAGCGAACCCUCUCAUCCACGGCCCAGACCACGAUUGAGAUUGAUUCUUUGUUUGAGGGAAUCGAUUUCUACUCCACCAUCACCCGUGCCAGAUUCGAAGAGCUUAACAUGGACCUGUUCAGGAAGUGCAUGGAGCCAGUAGAGAAGUGUUUGAGGGAUGCCAAGAUGGACAAGAGCUCCAUCCAUGAUGUCGUCCUUGUGGGUGGCUCCACCAGGAUUCCCAAGGUCCAGCAGCUGCUGCAGGACUUCUUCAACGGGAAGGAGCUCUGUAAGAGCAUUAACCCUGAUGAGGCUGUUGCCUAUGGUGCUGCUGUCCAGGCUGCCAUCUUGAGCGGUGAGGGCAAUGAGAAGGUGCAGGACCUGCUGCUUUUGGAUGUCACCCCUCUCUCACUCGGGCUUGAGACUGCUGGUGGUGUCAUGACCGUCUUGAUACCGAGGAACACCACUAUCCCCACCAAGAAGGAGCAGGUCUUCUCCACCUACUCUGACAACCAGCCGGGUGUCCUGAUCCAGGUCUAUGAAGGUGAGAGGACGAGAACAAAAGACAACAACCUGCUGGGGAAGUUCGAGCUCUCUGGCAUCCCACCUGCCCCCAGGGGUGUACCGCAGAUCACCGUCUGCUUCGACAUCGAUGCCAAUGGUAUCUUGAAUGUCUCGGCAGAGGACAAGACAACCGGGCAGAAGAACAAGAUCACCAUCACCAAUGACAAGGGACGUCUGAGCAAGGAGGAGAUAGAGAAGAUGGUGCAGGAGGCUGAGAAGUACAAGUCAGAGGAUGAAGAGCACAAGAAGAAGGUGGAGUCAAAGAAUGCCCUUGAGAACUACGCCUACAACAUGAGGAAUACCAUCAAGGACGAGAAAAUAGCCUCGAAGCUGGCCCCGGCUGAUAAGAAGAAGAUUGAAGACGCGAUUGAGCAGGCGAUCCAGUGGCUGGAUAGCAACCAGCUGGCGGAGGCAGAUGAGUUCGACGACAAGAUGAAGGAGCUAGAGAGCAUAUGCAACCCCAUCAUCGCCAAGAUGUACCAGGGUGCUGGUGCCGACAUGGGCGGUGGCAUGGAUGAGGAUGGUCCCUCGGUGAGUGGUGGCAGUGGCGCUGGCCCCAAGAUCGAAGAGGUGGAUUAGAGGAUGUCUGAUCUUUCUAGCAGUGUGUCGCAAACUAUUUUCAUUUUCCUAUCAGUCUUUUUUGUUUUUGUUUUUGUUUUGUUUUUUUUUGGGGGAGAUGAAGCUCGAAUGUCAGAGCAAUGCUGAUUUUAUUUUGGAUAGUCUGGUUUGGCUAUCUAUUGCAUGAUGGUCGUGAAAGUAAAUAUAGUAUAAAAGAAUGAUCAGGAUGCAGUCACAAGUCUCUGCUUGCUUUA
Molecule: messenger RNA, 2305 nt
Organism: Magnolia sinica
Lineage: Eukaryota; Viridiplantae; Streptophyta; Magnoliopsida; Magnoliales; Magnoliaceae
Product: heat shock cognate 70 kDa protein 2-like
Exons: 2
Coding region: 123-2072 (649 amino acids)
Biological process (GO): cellular response to unfolded protein; protein refolding
Cellular component (GO): cytoplasm
Molecular function (GO): heat shock protein binding; misfolded protein binding; ATP hydrolysis activity
Source: RefSeq, a predicted model, not a curated record